Messenger RNA from Parathielavia appendiculata, 4932 nucleotides. RefSeq names its product P-loop containing nucleoside triphosphate hydrolase protein. The record is from RefSeq and is a predicted model, not a curated record. Lineage: Eukaryota; Fungi; Ascomycota; Sordariomycetes; Sordariales; Chaetomiaceae. The transcript has 3 exons. Bases 317 to 4774 code for a protein of 1485 amino acids. Gene Ontology annotation, cellular component: membrane. Gene Ontology annotation, molecular function: ATP binding; ATP hydrolysis activity; ABC-type transporter activity. Gene Ontology annotation, biological process: transmembrane transport.
GUCGAGGACAAUACUAAGGCCGAACAAAAGCUUCCCGCACCACUAAGAAUAGCUACCACGAGGUGCGCCGAUGACCAGGAACAAUUCUCAGUAUGGAAGGUUUGUCGUUAUCCUGGAGUUGCAACUCCUCCCAUAUAUCUCUCGCAUCUACGGAUCGCUUUAUCCAACUUCUCGACCUCAACCAUUUCAAUGACGCCCAUACAACGACUCACCACUCGUCAAUCACCAAAAAUCCCUUCGUUACCCGGACACCAGUCAUCCUCUCUUUAAACAAACAAGCCUCUCCACGAACAAGACCGUCCAAGACUCAAUCACCAUGGCCUCCUCGGUACGGGAUAGCCAGAAACAACCCUGGCUCGCGAAGGCGGCCCCAUCAAACCACAACAGCGUCCUCCAACUGGAGCAUCCCGCCUCACCAACCUCCCUACCUCCCACGACGCCGACCAAGUCAACCUUCAAGCACUUAUUCACCUUCACAUCUCGGCGACAUAUCCCCCUGCUCGUCCUCGCCCUCAUCGCGGCCGCAGUCGAAGCGGCCGGCCGCACAGUCUAUGCCAUCCUCAUCGGCAGAAUCUUCGACGUCAUAUCCCGCUUUGGAUCAGGCCUUCUCCCGCCCGGCGAGUUCCUUUCCCAGAUCUCGCGGUGGGCGUUGUGGAUGUGUGUGCUGGGGGUCGGGGUCUGGCUGUCCUCAACCGUCGAUGUGGCGACCUGGGUGAUCGGUGGAGAACUCAGAGCGAGGACGGCGAGAGAGGAGGUUUAUGGGAGGUUGCUGGGGAGGAGGAUGGGGUGGUUCGAACAGAGGCCCGAAGGGUUGAGUGGGUUGAUGACAAGGGUGCAGAGGCAAACCAGAGAGCUGCAGACAGCCACGUCCCAAAUGCUGGGCUACCUUGUCUGCGAUGUGUUUGUGUUUGGCGCCUGCAUCGUCGUGGCGUUUGUCUCCUCGUUCAAGCUGACGCUGAUCAUGCUCGCCACCGGCGUCCCCUCGGCGCUCAUCCUCUGGGGCAUCAGCCGCUUCCUCGACCCGGCGAUCGAGGGGCAGAAGAGGGAGCUCGCGCAGGCCGCUAAGCACGUCACGGCCGCCACCACCGCCAUCGACCUCGUCAAGGUGUACGCUGGCGCGGAUCACGAGGCGUUUCAGUUCAUUUCGGCAAUUCGAAGGUCAGCGAGGUAUUACACGAGGCAGGCCCUCUGCAACUGCGCGCAGAUGAGCUAUGUCAAGCUGUGGAUGAUCAUGCUAUUUGUGCUGGGGUUUUACGUUGCCGUGCUUUUGGUGGGCAAGGGACAGCUCACCCCGGGAAAUGCGCUGACGACAUUCUAUGCCGUGCGGACUGCGUUUCAGGCGAUUGAGACGCUCGGUCCUCACUGGCUUGUUCUUGCAAAGGGCAUGGCUGCAGGUCAGUUGCUUCGUGAGCUGGUGAAGGAGGGAGAAAAUGGGGAGGCAGACGAAGCCAGCGGUUGGAGGAAACCCUCAAAGUGUCUGGGGGAUAUCAGGAUGAGCAAUGUCAGCUUCGCGUAUCCGGCUAACCCGUCCAAGACGGUUCUCAAGCCAUCUUGUCUCCGGUUUGAGGCUGGGCAGCUCACCUUCGUCGUCGGCAGGAGUGGCUCUGGCAAGAGCACGCUGGGAAACCUCCUUGUGCGCCUCUACGAGCCCCUGACUGGACAGAUCACCAUGGACGGCAACCCGAUUACGACCGUUGACCUCGACUGGCUCCGCCGGAGCGUCACCUUGAUCCAGCAAUCCAGCAUCCUCUUCAACGGCACCUUUCGCCAGAACGUCGCGUUUGGUGCAGCGAACCCCGACAGUGUCUCAUCAAAAUCCAUCCAAGACGCCUGCAGUAUGGCCCUUCUUCAGUCGACCAUCGCCAGCAUGCCGGACGGAGUCAACACGGUCAUUGGUCCGGGCGGCUAUAGUCUCAGCGGCGGGCAGAAACAGCGUCUGGCGCUUGCUCGGGCGAGGCUUCGUGAUCCACCUGUGCUGAUUCUCGACGAACUCACUAGCGGUCUCGACCCUGCCAGCAGGAAUCUGAUCAUGGAGGCCAUCCGGAUCUGGCGGAAGGGCAAAACUACGAUCAUCAUCACGCAUGAGGUUGGGCAUAUCGAGGACGAUGAGUACGUUUAUGUCAUGGCAGACGGCUCAAUCGUUCAAAAGGGGCUCAAACGGGACAUUACGGCGGACGAGAGUGGGCUCUUUGCGUCGUUGAUCGCCUCUUCAGACGAUGCCUCAUCGAGAGCCUCAAUGUCGAGCGACAGCGAGUCUGAUUCCAGCGUUCACUUUGACAAACCCGUUCAGGAGGCCCAGUACGCCAAGUUCCUCCGCAGCGCAUUUGUUGACAGCCGACCAAUGUCCAUUGGGCUGGUCCGACGAAUCUCAAUCAGGGGAAACGCAGCCGGCGCCGGCCUUGGGCUCGGUCGCUCAGUGUCCCAAAGGGGAGCCUUCAAUCGAGCAGUCUCCCACAGAUUGGUACACCAAACCGAAUCGCGUAAGACGGCCCUCGAUCGUUCUUCUUCCCGCAGACUGAGUCGAACACCGAGCAUCAACAUUGUCACUCAGCGGGGCUUGAAAGUGCAGGAGAGUAGAACUCUCAAUGCGCGCAGAGCUCUGGAACACUUGGAUGCAGAUGGCCAGGCCUCCCUCGAUUCUCUUGAGCUGUUCUUUCUCGAGCGUCUUGCUAAGCGCAAGGACCGGGACAAGCCAUCCAGGGGGAAGCAGCUACCCUCCCUCACGGUCAUACUACAAACGGUCUGGCCGAACCUGGAUAAGAGCGGCAAGGUGCAAUUGGUCCUCGGCAUACUGCUGUGUCUCCUGAUCGCGGCGUGCAACCCUGUUUUCUCCUUUUUCUUCGCCAACCUUAUUGGGGAGUUCUGGGUUGUGAAGGGACAGGAGAGCUCCGUGUCGAAAUGGGCCGGUCUUCUCGCUGUCAUUGCUGUCGUUGACGCCAGCGCAACCUUCUUUGGCUACUUCUUCAUGGAGAAGGCGGCUCAGCAAUGGAUCAACACGCUCCGCGCCGAGGCCAUCAAACGCAUCCUCAGCCAGCCCAAGUCGUGGUUCGAUAAGGCUAGCCACUCCCCCAGCCGCAUUACGCAGUGCCUCGACCGCAACGCUGAGGAGAUGCGCAAGGUUGUUGGCAUGUUUGUUCCCAUCCUCCUCACCGUCACCAUCAUGAUCUCUGCUUCGCUGGUUUGGGCGCUGGCCAUCCGGUGGGAUCUCACCCUUGUCACACUGGCGGGACUCCCUGUGGCAUUCGCAGCGACACGAGCCAACUCGUACAUGAGCGACAAGUGGGAGGCCAUCUGUGACGAGGCCGCUGCCUCCACGAGCGCCAUCUUCAACGAGACCUUUGCCAACAUCAAGGUCGUCCGCGCCCUGACCAUGGAGCACUACUUCGCUGACAAGCACACCCGGUCUGCGUCGGCUGCCUACCACCUCGGCAUGAAACGUGCCGGCUUCAUUGGCCUGUUCUACGGGUUGCACCUGUCAAUCUCGUACUUUCUGACAGCCCUGGUUUUCUUCUACGGGGCAAAGGUCCUGAGCGAGGGACUUACCUCCGUGACCGACGUCAUCAGAGUCAUGAACCUGCUGCUAAUCUCGCUCGGCACCGCGGUCAGCAUGCUCGGCAACGUCCCUCAGAUUGCCGCUGCCAAAGCGACAGCCGUGCAAAUGCUUUAUUACGCCAACCUCUCACACACCGCGAGCCAUGAGGCGGAGGGCGAGAGGCGGUUGCUGACCCCUCUUCCCAUCCGCAUGACCAACCUCCGGUUCGCAUACCCGGGCGCUCCCCAGACCCUGGUCCUGCGCAACAUCAACCUUCAAAUUGACGCCGGCACUUGCACCGCCAUCGUAGGCGCCUCAGGGUGCGGCAAAUCCACGAUUGCCAGCCUCCUCAUGCGCCUGUACGAACCCGUUACCGAUCCUAGCACCUCCACUACUUUCUCGCCCUUUUCCAAGCAACAAAUAUCUCCCAUCCCUGAGUCCCUGACAGCGCCGCGAAGCCUCAACUCCCACCCCGUAUCCCUCAGCCACCCAUCCAACCACUCCACGGCCCUAACCUACGCCUCCUUCCCCGCAACCAGUCUGCACACCCCAUCCCUACGCACCCACAUCGCCUACGUACCGCAAACCCCCUUCCUCUUCCCGACCACCGUCCGCGCCAACCUCACCUACGGCCUACACGACGCCUCCCCGUUGCACGCCGAAUCUAACAUCAUCCUUGCCGCGAAGCAAGCCAACAUCCACGACUUCAUCGUGUCCCUGUCCCAGGGGUACGACACGCCCCUCGGCGAAGGGGGGCUGGCCGUUUCGGGGGGCCAGGCGCAGCGGCUGUGCAUCGCGCGCGCGCUGGCACACCGGCCGCGUGUGUUGGUGCUCGACGAGCCGACCAGCGCGCUCGACGCGCAGGCGGCGGCCGAGGUGAGGAGGGUUGUCCAGAUGUUAGUAGUGGAGGCUGGGAGGGAGCGGCAGGGCCACAACGGGUGGAGGAUGGCGGUCGUUGUGGUCACGCAUAGCAAGGAGAUGAUGAAGAUUGCGGAUCGGGUAGUUAUGAUCGAGGGUGGGGUUGUGGUUGAGCAAGGGGGUUAUGAGGAGUUGGUGGCGAGGGGUGGGAAGUUUAAGGCUUUGGUCGGGGGUGGGGUUUGGACUGGUGGUGGUGGGGAGGAGAUGGGUGAAGCUGCAGAGUGGAAGGGGCGAGAUAGGAGGAUGAAGAGGAAGGGCGGUGGGUUGGUGGCGGUGGACAACUUCAGGGAGGACGCUUUGAGGCGAUUGGAGGGUGGGGUCUAAGGAGGUGGAGGAAUGAGCGGCCCGGGUGAGGUGAUGAGGACUCCUCACGCCAGUGCUUUCUUUGCUUUUGAUGUACAUGCUUUGAGAUGAUCCAUAUUUGCGAUAAAUGCCAGCUCGCUCUGGCUUCAUGUUAGCAUCCAACGCAGAACUUGUCAACC